Messenger RNA from Salpingoeca rosetta, 2184 nucleotides. Its product is annotated as phosphoribosyl pyrophosphate synthetase-associated protein 1. The record is from RefSeq and is a predicted model, not a curated record. The coding region runs from base 292 to 1731 and encodes 479 amino acids. Gene Ontology annotation, biological process: 5-phosphoribose 1-diphosphate biosynthetic process; purine nucleotide biosynthetic process. The transcript is spliced from 7 exons. Gene Ontology annotation, cellular component: ribose phosphate diphosphokinase complex; cytoplasm. NCBI's taxonomy places the organism in Eukaryota, Choanoflagellata, Craspedida, Salpingoecidae. Gene Ontology annotation, molecular function: magnesium ion binding; ribose phosphate diphosphokinase activity.
UUUCCGUAUUGGCGCCACCCAAAGCAGACAGCGUGCACACACAAACCACACGCAACACCCACCCCCACACCAACCCACCACCAAGAACCACCAGCACCCCCACACCAACCAACGGUGGCGCUGCAAGGCGGAAGCCAGACGACGGCGGAGGACAAGGGAUCGCAAAAGCAAGGAGAGAUCCACCAAGGAGCCACUCGCGCAAGCGGAGAAGGAGAAGCAGUCCAAGACCAGGUGCAAGGCCAACAACACACAGCGCAAGCUCAACAGCAACCACCACAACCUCGCACAACCAUGCCUCGCCUUUCACCACUGAUGUUGAUGGCUGGGAACUCCCACCCCCAGCUACUCCACGAUGUUGCUUCACACUUGCACAAGAAGCCAUGUGAAAUCACCGCCUGCAAGUUUGCCAACGGAGAGACGCGCGUAAGCAUUGGGAAGAGCGUGCGCGAUGCUGACGUAUUCCUGCUGCAGACAGGGAUGGGCCACAAGGCUGAGGAGGGCGAAGAGCUCAAGCAAGACACAACUCUCAACGACUCGUGCAUGGAGCUGCUCAUCAUGGCCUCGGGCGUGCGCCUUGCCUCGGCCCAGCGCAUCGUCGCCGUGCUGCCAUAUUUUCCCUACAGCAAGCAGAGCAAGCAGAAGCGCCGCGGCACCAUCCCCGCCCGCCUGUUUGCGGACCUGCUCAAGACGGCCGGUGUGGAGCACGUCAUCACGCUCGACCUGCACCACAUGCAGAUGCAGGGCUUCUUCAGCGUGCCCAUCGACAACGUCAAAUCCUCCCCGCUCCUCAUCGACUACAUUCGCGAACACAUUCCCGAUUGGCAGAAUUGUGUCGUCGUUUCCAAGAACGCAGGCGCCCUCAAGCGUGCUGCGCUGAUUGCGAAGCGGCUUGGGCUGCAGCUUGCAAUGAUCACGGGCGAGCAGUACAAAUACGCCGAAGCGCUCUCGGAGGAGCGCCUCUCUGGCGAAGGCAGCAUGGACGCGGCUACACGCGAGCAGACAAACAUGAUGGAGGAGGUCGAAGAUGAAGCACAGGGUGACGGUAUCAUUGGGAGCGUGAAUGGUCGCGGUGCCAUCAUCAUCGAUGACAUCAUUGACACGCCAAACGCAUUCAUCUCUGCUGCGAAACUGUUGAAGAACAACGGGGCCAAGGACGUGUAUGUGAUUGCCACGCACGGCCUGCUCUCUGGCGACGCGCCGGAAGAACUCAACAAGUCGGGCGACAUCAAGCACGUCGUCGUCACCAACACCGUGCCGCAGCAGGACCAUGUGCGCAGGUGCGAGAAGUUGGAGGUCAUUGACUGCAGCUUCGUGCUGGCCGAGGCCAUUCGCCGCGUGCACAACAACGAGCCCCUCUUCUCCAUGUACACCAACCACAAGGACGGUGACAAGGGGCUUGCGCUCACACAGUGGAAGACCCCAGAGGAGGCCGUGUCCCUCAACGAGACACCGCGGCCACGCUCGCGCACGCGCAGUCUUCGCCGCGCCGCAACCUUGCCGACAACAUCGUCGGCGAGCAACUCGCCUCGCGGAUCAUCGUCCACGCUCACACCCAUGCCAGAGGUGAGCCCGCUGCGAACAUCAGAGGACGCCCAUCAUGGCCCGUCCUCGUCUUCCCCCUCUUCUUCUUCUUCUUCUGCCGCGAAAACCACAAAGCCCAGCGCCAGCACGGAAGCCACCGGUACCACCAACGCCAACACCGCCACGUCUUCUCCAAAGGCCAAGCACUAGACUGCUCCUGAACAGGCGGGACAGCCGCCUCGUCCUCUUGCUUCCCUCCUUCCCCUUGUCUUCCUGCACGUGUACAUUUACUGCCAUUCUUUUAACUCGUCGUUAGUUUGUUGCUUGACCCUGUGGUUUGUUUUGGGGUUUGCUGCAGUUGUGUAUUGUAGUUGUGCAACUGGCUUUGCUUGCUUGCUUGUGUCUGUCUGUCCGUCUGUUUGUUCUGUGUGUGCAGGCGAGCCCAGCCACCUUCCCUCCACCCCCUUCCCUCUCCCUUCCCCCUGCCCGUCCUCGUCCCUCCUUUCCCUGCUUACUUUGUGGCAGUUGCCUUUCUGGCCCACCACCACCACCACCACCACCAUCGUUCGUAAACAGUCUUUCCAAGCGGCAUCCACACAUGAAACGAAAUGACGUCAUAUCUUCCACCACUUUUAUCACACACACACACACACGCAAAACCCC